AUGCAGCAGUCCGUGGGAGAUGUCUUGGCACCAGAGGAUGAGGCGAUCCUUCUUCUUCUGGCCGAAGAGGCAGCGGCCAAAGCAGCCGCCUCCCGCCCUGUGGCAGAGUAUGGCCUCCGCUUGAUCAAGCAAGCCCGUAUCCGUCAGGAUGACGCCAAGGAGCGCAAGCGCCGAGUCGCGUUACUGAGAAGAUGGGUCGAGGAGAACUGGCAGGGCCAAGCGCCGGAGGAGUUGAUCGCCCACGCUCACGUGGAGGACUUGGCGGACGCCAUCGAGCUGAAACCGCUCGAGAGGAAACGCUUCAUCAGCGCUGUCGAGGAGGGCUUGAAGGAGGAGGAGGAGUUGGUGGAGAUGGAAGAAUCGCCCCUGGCAGAGGACGCUCAGCUGCGUUACAAGUACUUGCGCACGCGCAUGGAGGCCAUCCGGAAGGAGCUUCCCAAAGGCAUGGAUGCGUCUCAAGCCGAUGCGGAGGAGACGAGUGACACGAUCGAGUCUCACACACUCCGAUCAGACUUGCAACGAGCCCUUCGAGAGUCCCUGGAGACCGCUUCGGCGCGACAUGGCACGCCCUUGGGCACUCAGGCCCUGCGAGACAUGAACAUAUACUUCGAGUGUCAAACUCCAGGCUCUGAUACUUGCGGCCUCAAUGCGUUGAACAAUCUCUGCCAGCGGCCCCUCUUCUCGGUGGAAGACCUCCAGCAUGCCGAAGCGCAACACGCGCAAGUGACUCAGGGCGGCCAUUUUUGUCAGCGACCCUCCUUGACCGAGGUCCCGAGCGGCUUCUUCGACGUGGAGGCCCUGAAGAUCGCUGCCGCGGCGAAGGACUUGGAGAUUGUCGACGUGGAACCCGUGAGCGACUUCCGCACCUCGCGCUGCUUCUCCUUCGCCGAGGCAGCCGCGCAGAGCAUGCAGAGCAGCGGCUCGGGCGCGUUUCUGCUGGGUUUUUUGGUCUAUGACCGGCAGCCCGGGCAGAUGCACUACUAUGCCCUCAAGCGCCACGAACAGAUGGUGGGCAUGUGGGUGAAGCUGGACUCGCAGCUGCCACCGGUGGGUAGCGAGCCACGGAACUGCCUUCUGAAAGAGCAGGAACUCUGGGAGGUCUAUAGCUCUUGUCAACCGCUCUUCCAGUCCUGGCUGCUCCGCUGGUAUCCUGUGGUCUAUCGCAAGGCCGCAGUGCGCCAGGUUUGUCACGUACUCCAGGAGCGCUUUCGGCAUCGUCUCUCUCCUGAGCGGGCCACCAGUGUCCUGAAGGAGAAUGGCUGGUUGGUCUCUGCUGCGGUGCACCACCUCCUCGAAACGCUGCCGGUCUUGACCCUGCGUCAUCUCUUGGUGAAGUUCGCCAGGCCGUCCGAGGCCGAAAUGCAGAGUUUGCUCGAGGCCUCCGGCUGGGACCUGACGCGCGCCCAGCCAGCCAUUGACCGGGUGCUCAAGCAACGGAUCGCCUUGGCCAAGCAGGUGGACGCCGGUGAGACCACGGUGGAAGCCUUGAGUCUCUGCGAUUGGGAGCCUCGAGGUGCCGCUGCGCUGCUGGCGCUGCAGCUCCACCUGGGCGAAGGAAGCUCGUUGGUGGAGCUGAAGGAAGCCCUGGAGUGGGCCGAGGGCGAGGCCGAGAAGGCCGAGGCGGUGGUGAAGCUGAAAGCGCAGCUGGGAAGUAUGGAAAGCGCGGCCAAGCUGCUUCACCAGACUCACACCUGGUCGGUGGCCACGGCCACGAAGGUCCUGGAGGUCCGGCGACGCUUUCCACGCGCCAACGUGCCGGUGGCGCUGGAAGUACUCCGCCGCAACGACGACGACCCCCACGCGGCGUGCGAGAUGCUCGAGGAGUUCCGACAGCGGAUCCGGCGCACCGUGAGCGAAGAGUGGGAUCACUACUUGCUACAAGGGGAAGAGGCCAUGGUGGCCGAUGCGGCACUGGACCGGUGUGGUUGGGACCCUUCGAAGGCCUUCUUGGCCGCGCGGCACCUGGCCGUCGCGGCCAAGAGCACCCGGAAGCUGGCGAUGACCGCGGUGCAGCAUCCCUCCUUCUCCCAGCCGCGUUUCCCCAUUGACGCGGUGAUCGCCGCACUGGUGGCCACGGAUUUGAAGCCCAAAGUGGCCGUGCGAGCGCCGUGGCCGUGGGAAGGGUGGGAUAGGCCAGCCCUGCGUGUACUGCGUGUAGCGGAGGUCCUUUUCGGUGAGCCCCAGUGGAAGGACGUGAGGCAGAGCGAGCCUGAGCCUGAAGAAGACGACUCGACCUGCUGCGUUGCUUAA
Durusdinium trenchii is the source of this 2250-nucleotide messenger RNA. Lineage: Eukaryota; Dinophyceae; Suessiales; Symbiodiniaceae. The record is from the annotation of a GenBank genome assembly.